Molecule: messenger RNA, 4849 nt
Organism: Paramormyrops kingsleyae
Lineage: Eukaryota; Metazoa; Chordata; Actinopteri; Osteoglossiformes; Mormyridae
Source: RefSeq, a predicted model, not a curated record
AUGUCAUACCAGGACUAUGGCGGAGCAGUUACCCGAUCUGGGAAGACUUCAUCAGCAAGGCCGCCAAGCUGCAGUCACAACUCAGGUGGCACCCGUGACAUAGGCUCCGCCCUCACCAGGAUGUGCAUGCGGCACCGGGGCAUCGAAGGAAAGCUGCGGCAGUUCUCCAUGGUGUUUUUGGACUGCCUGAUAAAUCCUCUACAGGACCAAAUUGAGGAAUGGAAGAAGGGGGCAAACGCGCUGGACAAAGACCACGCCAAAGAGUACAAGAAAGCCCGGCAGGAAAUCAAGAAGAAGUCGUCCGACACCCUGAAGCUACAGAAGAAGGCCAAGAAAGGGAGGGGUGACAUACAGCCCCAGCUCAAUUGCGCCAUGCAAGAUGUCAAUGAUAAAUACCUGCUGCUGGAGGAGACUGAGAAGCAGGCAGUGAGGAAGGCACUGAUCGAGGAGCGUGGCCGCUUCUGCACCUUCGUGUCCAUGCUGCGGCCUGUCGUGGAUGAGGAGAUCGGCAUGCUGAGUGAAAUCACACACCUGCAGGCCAUCGCUGACGACCUGAAAGCCCUCACCAUGGACCCCCACAAGCUACCCCCAGCUAGUGAGCAGGUCAUUCUUGAUCUCAAAGGCUCAGACUACAACUGGAGUUACCAAACGCCUCCCUCUUCUCCCAGCACCACUAUGUCCAGAAAGUCCAGCAUGUGCAGCAGUCUGAACAGCGUAAACAGCAGCGACUCGCGCUCCAGCGGCUCUCACUCUCACUCACCCUCCUCGCACUAUCGCUACCGCAGUUCCACCCUGCCCCAGCAGGCCCCCGGCCGCCUCUCCAGCAUCUCCUCCCAUGACUCGGGCUUCAUGUCCCAGGAUGCCUUUCAGUCCAAGUCACCCUCGCCCAUGCCCCCCGAGAGCACCCUGCAGACUUCCUCCAGCUCUCCUUCCUCGGACGCCUCUGAGACCUGCCAGUCGGUCAGCGAGUGCAGCUCCCCCACCUCCAUCAGCUCGGGCUCCACCAUGGGCGGGGCCCUGGCCUCAGCCGAAAAGUUGUCAAAUGGGUAUGAUCACCACUCACUCAGUGAAGCCCCCUACCUGGCCGGAGUGGGGUUGGGGGGCACCUUCCCAUACUUCCCAGCCCACUCUUCCUCAGUCCCCCACGCUCAGGCCGCCUCCACCCGCUCGUGGUCCCGGCCCAGCUCCGCCCUGCUCCCGGACUACCCCCACUAUUGCACCAUGGCCUCGGGCAUGAUCCCCUCCUCCAAAAUCCCCGCCUGGAAGGACUGGGCCAAACCGGGCCCUUACGACCAGCCCAUGGUAAACACCCUGAGGAGGAACAAGGAGAAGCGGGAUGUCGGCGAGCCCGGUGCCACGGGGGGCCCAGCCCACUCGGAGGACCCCCAGAAGGCCAGGAGUGUGGCUGCGCCCACCACACCCAAGGCAGAGGAGACCGAGGCCCACGAGGAGCUGGCCCUGGCCCUGUCCCGCGGCCUCCAGCUGGACCCCCAGCGCUCCAGCCGGGACUCCCUGCAGGGCUCCAGUGGCUACAGCACCCAGAGCACCACGCCCUGCUGCUCCGAGGACACCAUCCCCUCCCAGGUGUCUGACUACGAUUACUUCUCCGUGGGCAGCGAGCAGGAGGUGGACCAGCCGGACUUUGACAAGUCCUCCACCAUCCCACGCAACAGCGACAUCAGCCAGUCCUACCGCAAGCUGUUCCAGGCCAAGCGACCGGCCUCCACCGCUGGGCUGCCCUCCACGGGGGGCCCCGUCAUCGUCACCCCGGGUGUGGCCACCAUCCGGCGCACGCCCUCCACCAAGCCGUCGGUGAGGCGGGCGCCCAGUGCUGGGGGCCCCAUCCCCAUUAAGACACCGGUCAUUCCGGUAAAAACACCCACGGUGCCUGACCUUCCAAGUCCCGGCUUUUCCAGCCUGGGCGGGGGAUCUGAGGAAGGGGAGGAAGCAGCCAGCCCCGGGUCACCGGAACCCGGAGGGGAGAGCGACCAGCUGGGGGUCCUGCCCUCGGCCUCCUGGAGCGGCCAGGCCUCCACCAACCCCCCGGGAGCCCUGCCCCAGCCCACCACCCCCCCAGGAGAUGCAGGGACACCAGAGGAUCCAGAUGAGCAGUUGGAGGAGGCGGACUCUUUUGACGUUCAGGGAGAUGACAUGCUUCUGGCUAUCCGCCGGGGUGUCAGGCUGAAGAGGACAACAACCAAUGACCGCUCUGCGCCGCGCAUCGCGUAGGGGGCACCAGCGAGCCAGACUCCAGAAUUCCACAGUAUUCACAGGCCAUCCUGAGGCAUCGUCCAUUCCAGUGUGGUUUGGAGGAGGCAAAGUAAUUAUUACGGUCAUGAUAAUAAUAAUAAUUAUUAUAUAAAGUUCAACUUUUGAUUUUCGCUUUGAAGGUAGGGAGAGGAACAAUUUAUCCUUUUAAGAGGCUGACGUCACUUCUGUUCGUUUUCAUCAGCUGUAGAAAGCAAGUGUCUGAUCAUUCUGUCGCCUCAAUGCCUCUGUAUCCCAGUUCAAGGUUCCCACAUUUUCCACACAGGAUGUUCUUUGUGAACCUCAAUUCUUAAGGCCGGUUCGGCGCAGAGAAUGUAGCCUACGAAUGUUUUUCUUUUUAUUUGCUUUUUAUUUUUAAGUUUUAUUUCUACAUUCUCCAGAAGGCCACUUCAGAUAGACCAUGUACUCAGUAGCGGUGGCAUAAUUCUCAGAGCACAUGCCAGUUAAUGGCGAGCAGGUGCAUUGCGGGUAAUUCACCAAAUACUACCGACUCCCGUGAUACAGAUAUACGGUUAUAAACUCAGAUAUUUAAAAAAAAUAUAUAAAAAAUAUAGCCAGCUCUUGAGAAAAAUCCAAAUGUAUACGCUUUAUAAAUAUGUUAAAAUGCUUUAGAAGAGGCUGCUUUGCUUUUAUUGUUUUUCAUUUGUAGUUUUUUUCUAUUUUAAUUGAGUCUGACAUGCAUGCAGCCUGACCACUCUAACUGGUUUGCUCUUGUAAAGAAGUUGUAAAAUUCAUGAUACACACAAGCUUCUCUUCACAAAAACAUGCACUAUUGUUGUCAUUAUCUCUAAUGCUGUCCUGAACUGGAUACUCGGCAGUGGCAACAAAGCCUAGCAACACUGUAAAUACUUAACAGUCGAAAUUUUUGGGAUUAAUUUAUUCUCUUUGGUUUAAACCUUAAUCCUUACAGCUGAAUUAAUGCUUUCUCAUAUGUUCUGUUUAUGUUAUAUUAAUAUAUAUAAACCUGUUGGAGUCUUGAGGCCUUUUGCUGUGAAAUUAACACAGCACAGUUAAGUUCUGCGGCCAGCUGCUUGUUUUUUUGUUUAUCUGUGUACAGCUACGCACCUCCCUGUACGGGUCAUUUCUGACUCUUUCUCUUAAUGCCCUCUAGAGGGCAACAGAGUUCAGUGCCCAGGUGAGCAUUUAAUUAUGCAAGCCAUUAAAUGGAGCGUAUUUCACCGAAGCUGUAAAUUUUUUAUUUUUUUUAUCAUUAUUAUUAUUCUGUUAUCGGCCUCUUGUUCGGAGUUCUGUAUGACCGGAGUGUGUGUAGACCCACAAACUCUACAUACCUUGCAUGUCACACGCUGUCUGCACACAUGACCCAGUCAUGGUUACUCCCAGAAGCACACCUACAGUAUUGUAUCGUGGCAGCACAGAACGUUGUAGCUAGUUCCUGUAGUUAGCCGUUUACACACUCGUACGUAGCUUUCCCUAAUGUCCGCCGUCGUACCCGCUACCGACCAGUGGAGUCAGUUGUCAUAGAGCCACCACUAACCCCCAAUGUAGAGAGUUGUUAGACGUUUAAUCCUAGCAGAGGGAGUGUGGGCUGCCUUGCAGUCUUUCCUGCAGGGUGUGGGAUUCUUGAUUUUGUACAUGCGUUUAUUAUUAUUAUUAUUAUUAUUCUGUUUUUAUAAUUUUGCAUGCUUUCCAUUGAGUCAUAGCAUCCCGCCGUGUUUUCCCAGAACUCUGAUUUGGGGGGGUAUUUGGACAGAAAAGGGCCAGACAGUCCCAGUGGUCCUUCACAUGCACCCCAGCCACCCGGGUACGAAGCAGCGAUCCGCUACGACGGUGCCGAAAUGAACUGUUCUUUGUACCUCGAACAAGCGGAUCACGCGCGAUUAUAAAGGAUGAACUAGCAGUAAUUACCUUACCAUCAUUAAUUUAAGCAUUUCAAACACCCAUUACCUCUAGCUUUAAUGCUCAUCUUUUACCGAUUACUUUUUGUACAUUUUUUUUUUGGAUUUGCAAAUUGAAGAUCUACAAGUUUCCACACCAUUGCUACUUGUGGUGAUACUUGGAGAGUAGGAGCUCAGCCUAUCUAUUCAAUGUGAAUAUAAUAUAAAAGCUGUAUAGUCUAUAUUACAUAGGUAACUUCAAAUGCUCAGCCGCCUGUAGGUUUUCCUUCUCAGUUGCAGGCCUGAGAUGUUGUAGCGGGCAAAGGCCCCGUUUUAAGAAUGCUUUAAAAAUGUGGAAUCUGCAGCUGAUGCAAUGUGCAAAUGAUGCUAAAACCGUAUUGGUGGUUCCCCCUCAUUACCGAAGUUUUGAUAUUGUCUGUGAAUCAGCUGUUUAGAUAUUUAACAUCAGAGCAUAUCUAGAGGUUUUUUUUCUUCUUCUUAAAGUUGCCAAAUUUUCUGUAAGAAUGUGUAAAACCAAUUUAAGUACUUUAAAAGAAAAUGUGUUUUUGCAUAUUGUAAAAGCAGACUGUCAGAUGAAUACUAGAUUUUGUUCCUAAUAAUUUAGUUGCUAGUUUGUACUCAGUUGACCUCUUUCCCUGUACAGUUGUUCAAACAGGCUGUAAAUCCCCCAAUUUCCUUUUUUUGUGUAACUGCUUCAGCCCUGUAUUAAAGAUUAUGCAAAUCCA